AUGGUCUUCCUUGUGAGUAAGAAGUGGGAAGAGAGGGAACAGAGAGAAGAGAGUGGUAGAUCAUCGUAUGGUAAAAAGGAAACGAGAUAUAUUGAGGAAACUCCGACUCGACUACAUAUCCGUACCUGGAAUGUAAGACUUACUAAGCUCGAUUAA
This is a messenger RNA of Sclerotinia sclerotiorum 1980 UF-70, 156 nucleotides long. RefSeq lists its product with no specific name. The transcript has 4 exons. Lineage: Eukaryota; Fungi; Ascomycota; Leotiomycetes; Helotiales; Sclerotiniaceae. The record is from RefSeq and is a predicted model, not a curated record. The coding region runs from base 1 to 156 and encodes 51 amino acids.